UAAUGACGCUAUACACGUGCAGCAAUAACAAAGCGUUUUUCCUCACCCGUUUCGGUAAAACGCUGAGGGAUGGGGCUGGAGAAAUGCAACCACUCUCAAAUUCAUAGAUAUAACUAUGGAUGCCAGGACUUACCAUCCAUGAUAUCAAAAUUAUAGUUUUGAGGUGGUAUAGUUUUUGUUGACAUUAAUUUGUUUAAAAACAUUGGAGUGAAACAAGCUUAUAUUUUGGGUUCUGAUUGGGUGCAACAGUUGAACUAAGCUCAUGGGUCAUUUAUACGUUAUAUUAUUCAAGAAUCAAAUGGGCAAAUAUCAUUAAUUCAGAAGUCCAAAAAUGGAUGAAGCAACUGCACAUUUCCCCUUUAAACACACAAAAAAUUCGUACAGUCAUCGGGGUGAAAACGCAGGGUUUUAUCUCAUAAAACCAAGGCAGACACUAGUAGGCUAUCGGCAUCAGCAGCCUGUGGGUUUUUAAUAGAAAUGUUGUUAUUGUGACUUUUGCCGGAAAUAUCAUGUCCGGAACUAACACGUCCGACUUGCUGCGAACUGGUUGAACGCUGUUUCAAUCGCUGAUUGGCGAUUUAAUGUAUCAUUUAUUUGUCCCUCUUGCGUGUGCAGUUAGCCAACCAGUCGGCAGAACACGCUAUUAUGAUUUUUUUACGUCGUUUGUUGUUUGGUCUAGUGUGCGGUCAGCAACAUGAUUGACAGUUUCAAUAUCCUACAGCUGCAAAAAGGAUUAUGCAUUUUGAUUAAAUGUUGAAAUAUGAUUUAUUUCAGUAGGUGGAUUUGAACAUCUCUCCUUGGUUUACUCAGAAUACAGGAAAUCCAUUGCGAAUUCCUAUCGAUUUUAGUGCAAACAUUAAUAUAAUUAUUUAUUAACCACUGGUGGGUUAGGGCUGCAUCAUAGCCCUUUAUGGUACCCCUUAUAAGUAGUCCAACAACGCCUCCUAGCGGUAACCUCUCGAACAGUAAAUGUGAUAAACGAGGAGGACUUUGUCAGUAAAAAUUGGCGCAAGGCUGGUUUGUCUGGAGCGUUGGUGGGAUUAUUCUUGGUUUAUAGAGAUAUAACAAAAACAACGCUAAUGAUUUUGUCAGUAAAAAAACAAUGAAUUGACGCUUUCAUUGUUGCCUUCAAAUUUUCUGCGCUGUAUGUUGGUCAAUGGUCUCCACCUUGGCAACAGUAGAUGCCCAGUCGAACCACCUUUAAUCUGAAUAUUUGCGCUUCAAGACCGUGUUGGCAUGUCACGAUUCAACAUCCUUUUCCUCUUCACGCUGACCUUUAUUAGAGAGCUGCUGGGACACAAUGAAGUUUCAGGCUCUGGAACCACACUGCACAGCAGCUACAAUGAGGUUGUUCCAGAGGAGGAGUACUAUACUCCCCGACUGGACUACAGGAAUCCAAGAUGGUGUCACUUUUUGAGCCUGGCAAAUGGGGAUGUGACCUGCCACUCCCCCCGUGGAGGGAACUACCGCAGCACCCUGGGCACCCGCUGUGAGAUGACCUGUGACCGUGGCUACAAGCUGCUGGGCAGAACCUCUGUGCAGUGUAUGCCCAAUCGCCGUUGGUCUGGGACCAGUCACUGCCGCCAGGUUCGUUGCAACACGCUGCACCUGAUCUGGCACGGCACGUACCACUGCACCCAGGGAUACAUGGUGGACUCCAGGUGUGAUUACAUCUGUGAGCCGGGGUACCGGAUCGAGGGGGACCACUCUCGCACCUGUCUGGAUAGGGGGUCCUGGAGUGGGGCAGAGCCCAUCUGUGAAGAUCAUGAUCCUCCAAAAAUAAAGUGUCCCAUGUCCCGGGUGAAGGUCGCAGAGCCUGGGAAACUAACCGCCAGAGUGUCCUGGGACCCGCCGGUUGCCACGGAUACUGCUGAUAAAACAUUAGAUGUAAUGCUGAUAGGCCAGCGGCCAGAUACCAACUUUAAAGAGGGGAUAAACAUUAUCCGGUACACAGCACACGACCAAGCCGGGAACAGGGCUGCCUGCAAGUUCAUUGUUCGGGUUGAGGUCAGGAGGUGUCCAGUCCUCAAGACCCCUCUCCAUGGUUACCUCACCUGUGACUCUGAUGGGAACAACUACGGGGCGGUGUGCGAGUACCACUGUGACGGGGGCCAUGAGAGGCGGGGGACCUCCAGCCGAGUCUGCCAGUUCGACCGCAGCUGGACUGAGGCCCCCGCCGAGUGUGUCACAAUGGAGUUUAAAACAGAUGUGAACACAGCAUCUGCCCUCCUGGACCAGUUCUAUGACAAGAGGAGGCUUCUGAUUGUGUCAGCACCUAACGUAGCCCAUGGAGACUACAAGCUCCAGAACCUUAUGGUGCAGAAGGCAGAUUGUGGUCUGGACCUACGACAAGUGACGGUGAUUGAGCUGCUAGGUUCCCCCCCUCGAGAAGUGGGCCGCAUCAAGGGACGCCACCUGGACACUGAGGUCAUCGAGGGUCUGAGGCAGGCUUUCCGGAUCUCCAGAUCCUACUUCAACAUGGUGCUGUUGGACAAGGAUGGUUUGGACCACGAGAGAUUCAUCACUCCCACCACAUCCGAUGAGCUCUUCUCAUACAUUGACGAUAACCUGUUGGAUGAAGAAGAACGACGUCGGCUGGAGUUGCACAGAGACUACUGUGACUAAGACAGUGGUUUGGGGAGGUCAGACACUUAUGUAGAUAGCGCAGAGGAAAAAGCUUUGCUAUGUAGAGAUACAAUCAUGGACACCGGGGUAGCCCAGAAUAGAAAGAGAAACAAGCAGGUAACAGCUCUGGUAGUGAAAUGUUUCCACUGGCUGAUAGAUAAUGAUCUGAUAGAUUUAGAGGUAGCCUGUUUUUACAGGUCUAAAAGUAUAGAAACGUAUGUACGUAUCUUUUUUACUUCACUACCCAUACUGCACUGUAACAAACGUGGAUGAUUACAGGUUUAGGCAUUUCACAUAUUUAUUAGGUGAAUGAAUAAAAUAUUUGAUACAGUCAUAGCAGUGGAGGCUGCUGAGGGGAGGAUGGCUCAUAAUAACGGCUAGAACGGAGAGAGUGGAAUGGCAUCAAACCAUGCGUUUGAUGUAUUUGAUACCAUUCCACUUAUUUCGCUCCAGUCAUUACCACGAUCCUGUCCUCCCCAUUUUAGGUGCCUGUGAGCCAUAGUAGAAGCAAACUUGACUCAAGUUACAGUAUGAAAGAUAAUGACAUUUACUUUCAAGACUAUAAAUAAGAGGAUAGAGGUUGAGAAAUAAAAAUGGGUCACUUUUAGUGCAACUGAUCAUAUUUACAUACAUAUUUCAAUGUACCACAUGCUUGACAUCCCUAUCACAGGUACAGUAGUUUUCAUUUGAUUGCCAUGAAGCACCACACAAAAUAUGAUAUGGACCAAAAAUGGACACCAUUUUUCAGUGCCUUCGAGUGCAACAGAGAUUCAGCCUGAAACUGAAAACCUGGCAACCCCCAUGAAGCACCAUAGUUAAUAAUUAAAUGGUUUUCUGAUCAUGGAUGGAAUUUAGCUUGAAGAAAUAUGUGAAACAAAUGUCAAUUAAACAUGAGUUGUUGAAUUUGAGCAACUCUUUGGUUAGUGCGGUUUAUGAUUUUAAAAAGCAUUUGCAUGAUUAAACACACAACCUUGCAUUCAAA
Molecule: messenger RNA, 3607 nt
Organism: Salmo salar (Atlantic salmon)
Lineage: Eukaryota; Metazoa; Chordata; Actinopteri; Salmoniformes; Salmonidae
Product: sushi-repeat containing protein X-linked 2
Biological process (GO): positive regulation of synapse assembly; cell-cell adhesion; positive regulation of cell migration involved in sprouting angiogenesis
Molecular function (GO): signaling receptor binding
Source: RefSeq, a predicted model, not a curated record